Molecule: messenger RNA, 330 nt
Organism: Guillardia theta CCMP2712
Lineage: Eukaryota; Cryptophyceae; Pyrenomonadales; Geminigeraceae
Exons: 5
Coding region: 1-330 (109 amino acids)
Biological process (GO): translation
Cellular component (GO): ribosome
Molecular function (GO): structural constituent of ribosome
Source: RefSeq, a predicted model, not a curated record
AUGGUCUUCUUCACCGGUGUGGAAGGAUUCUUCACCCCGGCCUCUUCUUUCGGCCUCAUGGCGGGCAACAGAAUCCCUGCAACCCCCGUCACAUCGCGCAAGCCCGCCAACAUCGUUGCGCCUACGAUGGUGGACAUCAAGGUACAAGUCAAGGAGGGCGAGCCUAUCGAGGGCGCGAUGAGGCGGUUCAAGAUUGCUGUGAGCAAGUCCGGACACCUCAUGGAGCUGAAGCGACGCCGCAGGUUUGAGAGCAACAACGAGAAGAAGAUCCGUAAGGACAAGGAAGCCAAGCGCAAGCGCAGCCAGAUGCGCCGUCAAAGACAAAUGUAA